This is a messenger RNA of Coniophora puteana RWD-64-598 SS2, 1932 nucleotides long. RefSeq lists its product as uncharacterized. The transcript is spliced from 3 exons. Bases 1 to 1932 code for a protein of 643 amino acids. Lineage: Eukaryota; Fungi; Basidiomycota; Agaricomycetes; Boletales; Coniophoraceae. The record is from RefSeq and is a predicted model, not a curated record.
AUGGCGGAGAUAGCCGUGCGGUCUCGCGAGGACCACGAGAUAUGGCUAAUGCUUUCUAGAGAGAUAGCACAUGGCGCCGCCCACGAUUCAGCCGAACGUCACCCCAUCUCUUCAUGUCUUUCAGGAACUCGGUUUCGGGUCUUGGAUACUUUGGAAGCCUCUCUUUCGCAGGUGGAUCGCAAGGUCGUUUGGCUUUUCGGGAGGGCAGGGGCGGGAAAAUCGAGCGUUGCUUACUCGCUCGCGGAACGACUCCGUGAACAGGACAAGCUGGCGGCAAGCUUCUUCUUCUCCCAGAAGCAUCUUAGUCGCAGCAAUACCGACCGCGUGUUCCUCACCAUUGCCUAUCAGCUUGGUCUCCGUCAUCAUCGUGCUAAAGCGUGCGUCAUCGAAGCCAUUAGGAGGGAUCCUACCCUACUCAGACCCGAGACCUCUCGCCGCGAGCAAUGUGAACGUUUGGUCGUCGAGCCGUUGAAGAGUCUCAGAAACGUAUGGGGAGGUGGCGAUAAGGUGAUGAUAUUCGAUGCUGCGGAGGAGGCUGAAGCGCCUGCAGGCAAGGGAGGCCAGAUCAGGGAGUCGGUGCUCUUGCUGACGGAGCUAAUUCGCAACACAUCACCCCAUCCUCUCCCCAUCAGUGGCAUCCUCAUUACGAGUAGGCCCUUUCCCCGACUCGAGAAUAUCCUCAAAGAGCCGGGCAUCACGGACCUGUUCAUACGACAUUCUCUCGAGGACUUUGACGCUGUUCGCGACGUGACGUUAUACCUUCAAUAUUACCUCUGCGAAGUUCGCAACAACGACGACCGCCUUUAUAGGUACCCUUGUCCCUGGCCUAUCGACGGCGACCUUAGUAUGAUGGCCAAACUUAUGAAAGGGCAUUUCAUCGUUGCUGCAACUGUCCAGCGACUCGUCCAGGUUGCUGACGAUCCCGUGCACCGCCUUGAUACUAUCACGCGGUUCUACCGAGGUGACGUCCGCCUUGGCAGAGCCAGAGGCGACAUCGAUUCGAUCUAUCACUUCGUCCUCUCCAACUGCGACGAAUCGAUUCGGCGCCCUGCUGUUGAAUGCCUCGCUGACGUUAUGUCCCUCGCCGAGCCCUUGACGCCCAUGCUUCUGUGGGAGUUGUUCGGAUACGACGCUCGGGACCGCAUCUCCCAUCUCGCUGCUGUCGUUAAUAUCCCCCAUUCGAGAUCGUCCCUCGACCCCAUUCAGAUUUACCAUGUCUCCUUACGCGACUACGUUUCUGACCAGCGUCGCUCAGGCGGGUUUUAUGUGGAUGCUUCCGAGUCUCACCAGAGGCUCGCGUUCAUGUGCCUGACGGUCAUGCAGAGACAACUGGAGGAUUCUUAUGGUGGUGGCGAACCAUCACAUAGGCAUUCGAACUUCCCCAACCUCGCCGACCGCCACAAUAAACGGAUCAUUGGGUGCUUGCAGUACGCUUGUCAAUACUGGGCGCAUCAUCUCGAACGGGCGAAGGACGAUGAGGGGCUGCAUGUUCUCGUGCUUGAUUUCCUAGAGAAUCGACGAUCGUCAUUUGUGGAGUUUUUGUCCUUGCUAGUCAACCGAGAUAUGGUCUUCACUGUGUUGUCUGGUGCUCGUCGGGUUGUUGCGACAUGGUCAACAUCCGAAGAACACUCGCGCGCACUACGAUUACUUGACAGCACCCUGCAGUUGGUCACCCCCGCCAACGUUCGUCGUUCUGCCGUCGAUAUAUAUCCGGACGGAGCACUCAGCAAGAAUCGGACCCGUCGUCCUAGUAUGACGUCCCCCACUUCAUACUCGGGAACCUCCGGCGUUCCUAUGCACACCGUGCGGUGGGAGUCAAAGGUUGUGACACCUGAGGGUAAGGCUGACACAAACGACGACUCUUCGGCCACUUUCGUUAGCUUAUGGGCUCUUGUUACUAUGUUAUUCGUCAUGUCGUACCUUCUUAUUUAG